GCCAGUCGGCAAGAAACAGUUGCGCAAGCGGUGGAGCAGGCUGCCCGGACGGAGGCGCUUGCGUGGCUCCACAAUGGCGGCGGCAGUUCGUGCUGCAGGCCAACUAUCUGGGCUUUGCGGCCUGCCGGCGGGUCAUUUAUGGUCUAGACAGCUUCACCUAAACACCUUUCCAACAGCUUCCUUUUUGGCAUUCAAGACUGUUCCUAGCAAAGGUCCUUUUUCAUCUCCAAGAACCAGAGACGAUUGUCAUUUCACCAGCUUGGCCCGUGCACUACAGACACAGUGCUGUAUUUCUCCUCCCAGUAACUUGAUAGGCCAACAGCACAGACCCUAUAGUUUCUUCACAAAAUUGACAGCAGAUGAGCUCUGGAAAGGUGCUUUAGCAGAGACUGGCGCUGGGUCAAGAAAAGGAAGAGGCAAGAGAACUAAGAAAAAGAGAAGAAAGGAUUUGAACAGGGGUCAGAUCAUUGGUGAAGGGCGUCAUGGCUUCCUAUGGCCUGGUCUGAAUGUCCCUCUUAUGAAAGAUGGAACUGUGCAGAUGAUUGCCCAGAGAAGCAGUGAAGAGCAGAAGAAGGUGGAAGCUGAUCUAGCCCAGCAGAGAGAAGAGUGGGACCAGAAGAGGAAGAUGAAGGUUAAACGGGAACGAGGAUGGAGUGGAAACACGUGGGGAGGCGUCAGCCUUGGCCCCCCCGACCCUGGUCCCAAUGGAGAAACAUAUGAUGACUUUGAUACCAGGGUACUUGAGGUAAGAAAUGUUUUCAAUAUGACAGCAAAAGAGGGAAGAAAGAAGUCAGUCCGUGUCCUGGUCGUUGUGGGGAAUGGCAGGGGAGCUGCAGGUUUUGCCAUUGGGAAAGCCACUGAGCGGGUAGAUGCUUUCAGAAAAGCAAAGAACAGAGCAAUUCACUAUUUACAUUUUAUAGAACGAUAUGAAGACCAUACAAUAUUCCAUGAUAUUUCUUUAACAUUUAAAAGGACACAUAUCAAGAUGAAGAAACAACCCAGAGGCUAUGGCCUCCACUGCCACCGGGCCAUUAUCACCAUCUGCCGGCUCAUUGGCAUCAAAGACAUGUAUGCCAAGGUCUCUGGGUCCACCAACAUGCUCAACCUCACCCGGGGCGUCUUCCAUGGGCUCUCCCACCAGGAAACCCAUCAACAGCUGGCUGAUAAGAAGAGUCUCCAUGUUGUGGAAUUCCGGGAAGAAUGUGGCCCUUUGCCUAUCGUAGUUGCCUCCCCCCAGGGGGUCUUGAGGAAGGAUCCAGAGCCAGAACAUGAGGUUUCCGACAUCAAACUGGAUUGGGAAGAAGUGCGAGUUGCACAGGGAAUGAAGCGCUCUGUGUGGUCAGGUUUAAAGAGAGCCGCCACCUGAGCUUCCCUCUGGCCUUGUACAGCCACAGUACCUGGUACUCUCCUCCCCUUGGAAGAGACAACCCCUUGCACAUUUUUUAUAAGGAAAGGCCAACUUUAACUUCUUUAUUUACAAUUAAUAAAUAAUUACAGCUUUAA
This is a messenger RNA of Manis pentadactyla (Chinese pangolin), 1503 nucleotides long. RefSeq names its product mitochondrial ribosomal protein S5 (gene MRPS5). Gene Ontology annotation, cellular component: ribosome. Gene Ontology annotation, biological process: translation. The coding region runs from base 74 to 1366 and encodes 430 amino acids. The record is from RefSeq and is a predicted model, not a curated record. Gene Ontology annotation, molecular function: RNA binding; structural constituent of ribosome. The transcript is spliced from 12 exons. NCBI's taxonomy places the organism in Eukaryota, Metazoa, Chordata, Mammalia, Pholidota, Manidae.